AUGGUAAUUUUCGAGAUCAGGAUUUUUUUUAAACCACCGACUUUCUCUCUCCUGCCUCACUCUUCUUCCUCGCGACACAGCCCCCCCCCCUGUUUCAACCCGCCACCUUCUCUCCUCCAUAACCACCGCCACACUCCACUCCGGCCGACGAGACCGGACCCAAUCGAACCACCGCCGCUUCCUCUUCCAAGUCCGACCAAGCUCAGCCGUAACCACCGCCAGCAGCCACCGGAAAACGCAGAAAAUCGUGCGGGUUUUGACAGAUUUUCUCAUCGCUCGUUCUCCCUCGAUUCUCCACCAAAUCAGACGAGUGAGGAGUUUGGGCCGGCGGUUUGGAGUUUUUCCGGCCACCGGAAAUUUCUCAAGCCACCCAAGCUGCCAGCGCGUGUGGCGGCGCGUGGGCAGUCUGGAGGGGACCACUCUCAGUUUCAGAAUGAUCCUCGUAUUCUCACGAGCGUGUAG
Molecule: messenger RNA, 462 nt
Organism: Prunus armeniaca (apricot)
Lineage: Eukaryota; Viridiplantae; Streptophyta; Magnoliopsida; Rosales; Rosaceae
Source: the annotation of a GenBank genome assembly